Molecule: messenger RNA, 447 nt
Organism: Helobdella robusta
Lineage: Eukaryota; Metazoa; Annelida; Clitellata; Rhynchobdellida; Glossiphoniidae
Exons: 2
Coding region: 1-447 (148 amino acids)
Molecular function (GO): catalytic activity
Source: RefSeq, a predicted model, not a curated record
AUGAUUUUAGUUUUGAAAGCAUUUAUGAAAUUGCGUGGAUUUAAAUAUAUUGCAGGGGAUUUUAAUUUUCCCAGAAUUGAUUGGGGUACUUUAUCAAUCAAUUCUGAAAGUAAGUCAAUUGAGAAAAUAUUUGUGAAUUUGGUGAAAAAUUUGUUCUUGCAUCAAGUUGUACAAGAACACACUAGGUUUAGAUCUCUGCAGGCUAAUCAUAUUCUAGAUUUGAUAUUGGUAAAAGAAUUAGAUGAGAUUAAAAAUCUUGUUCACCUGCCCCCUCUUGGUAAAAAUGACCACUGCAUUCUGUGUUUUGAGGUGGGCUUGACCAUUGAUGGUGCUCAUAAAAUAAUAGAUAAAACCCGAUUGAAUUUUAACAAAGGCGAUGAACAAGAUCUGACAGGCGCAGAAACUGUAACAACAUGCAAGGCAGUGAAACAAAAAUUAAACAAAUAA